Molecule: messenger RNA, 4635 nt
Organism: Herpailurus yagouaroundi (jaguarundi)
Lineage: Eukaryota; Metazoa; Chordata; Mammalia; Carnivora; Felidae
Gene: SYNM
Product: synemin
Exons: 5
Biological process (GO): fast-twitch skeletal muscle fiber contraction; intermediate filament cytoskeleton organization
Cellular component (GO): costamere; sarcolemma; neurofilament cytoskeleton
Molecular function (GO): intermediate filament binding; structural constituent of muscle; vinculin binding
Source: RefSeq, a predicted model, not a curated record
CUCGAGGCGCUGCUGGGCCGGCUGCAGGCCGAGCGCCGGGGCCUGGAAGCGGCCCACGAGCGCGACGUGCGGGAGCUGCGCGAGCGCGCCGCCCGCCUGACCAUGAGCUACCGAGCCCGCGCCGCCGGCCCCGCCGCGUCCCCGCCGCGCCUGCGGGAGGUGCACGACAGCUACGCGCUGCUGGUGGCCGAGUCGUGGCGGGAGACCGUGCAGCUGUACGAGGACGAGGUGCGCGAGCUGGAAGAGGCGCUGCGGCGCGGCCAGGAGAGCCGGCGCGAGGCCGAGGAGGAGACGCGGCAGUGCGCGCAGGAGGCGGAGGCGCUGCGGCACGAGGCGCUCGAGUUGGAGCAGCUGCGCGCGCUGCUGGAGCAAGAGCUGCUGCGGCUGCGGGAGGCGUACGAGCUGCAGGCGGAGGAGCGGCAGAGAGUGAUUACCUGCCUGGAGGAUGAGAAGGCGGCCCUCACCUUGGCCAUGGCGGACAGGUUGCGAGACUAUCAGGAGCUUGUGCAGGUGAAGACUGGCCUCAGCCGGGAGGUGGCAACAUAUCGAGCCUUACUAGAAGGAGAAAGUAAUCCAGAGAUACUGAUCUUGACUGAGCGCAUUGAAAACGUGCCACAAGAGUUCAGAAAAACAUCCUAUCGGUACGCCAGCACGGUGCUGCAGAGGGAAAAUGAACGAAAUCUGUUUCCCAGGCGGAAAGCACCUCCGGCCGGCUUCAGCCACAGCCUGGCGCAGCGCUCUCGCCUGUCGGCAAAGCCCGGAGCUCGGCCCGCCGUCCCAGGUGCUGCGGGCAGUGCCUUCCUAGGCUCGGGAUAUUCUUCCCUAACCGUUACCCGGUGGGAGAAAACUGACGGCAAAACUGCCGACUCUCAGGAAAGACCUGCCAACAGCCAAGCCAGCGUCAGAACUUUCUCUCCAGUGCCCGGUCUUUUAAGGGAUACUGAGGCUCCAGCGAAAACAUUCCCCGAAAGACCGAGAACCGCGGGUACAAAGGCCGCCUCUGCUAAUGUAGCCAGAGAGCCCGCCCUUGCCCAAAAGCCCUAUCGGGACAAUGUGUCGGCAGGUGCUUCCAAAAGCACGUGGUCAAGUGAGAGAACCGUCCUUGUGGAAAAGAAGACGGGGGCUAACGUCACGAGAGAGCAGGAGAGAAACAGGCCAGGUGCCAUCCAAACAAAGUGGGAAGAGAAGGUGUUUGAUUCCAAAGAGAAGGCUUCAGAGGAGAGGAACCUAAGGUGGGAAGAGCUGACAAAGUUAGAUAAAGAAGCGAGAAAAAGAGAAAGCCAGCAAAUGAGGGAAAAGGAGAGAGGGAAGGAGUCGGCGAAGGAGAAGAGCGUUCGAGAAAGAGAGGUACCGAUCAGUCUAGAAGUCUCCCAGGACAGCACACCAGGGGUGGCCCCGAAAGGUUUGCAGACUCCCCUCCAGGGGGAUGCUCGUGACGGUGCAGGCAGAGGCAUGGAAAAGAGGGAGGCCAGCUUCAGGCUGGACCGCGGCGACACCACCAGCUCCCCGAAGGGUGACUCCACGACUGAAACCAUAGCCGAAAACAUCGUCUCCAGUAUCCUGAAGCAGUUUACCCAGUCUCCUGAUACAGAGACAUCUGCUAAUUCUUUUCCGGACACGAAGGUCACUUACAUGGACAGGAAGGAGCUUCCCGGCGACAGGAAAACAAAGACUGAGAUAGUCGUGGAGUCGAAACUGACCGAAGAGGUGGAUAUUUCAGACGAGGCUGGCCUGGACUAUCUUCUGAGCAAGGAUGUUAAGGAGGUGGACCUGAAAGGAAAAUCGGCUGAGCGGAUGAUAGGAGACAUAAUCAACCUUGGUCUGAAAGGAAGAGAGGGGAGGGCAAGGGUGGUCAACGUGGAGAUCAUUGAGGAGCCCGUGAGCUAUGUCGCUGGUGAGAAGGCGGAUGAGUUUUCUACCCCCUUCGAAGUGGAGGAGGUUGAUGAUGUGUCUCCGGGCUCCAAGGGGCUGGCUGAGGAGGAAGAAGGUUAUGGAGAAACAGACGUCAUGUUCUCAGGCAAUCAGCAUAAAAAGACCAAGCGGCCCCAAGAGAAUGUAACUCACGUUGAAGAAGUAAUGGAGGCGGGUGACUCAGAGGGAGAGCAGAGUUAUUUUGUGUCGACCCCAGAUGAGCACCCUGCGGGGCAGGACAGAGACGAGGGCUCGGUGUAUGGGCAGAUCCACAUUGAAGAAGAGUCCACCAUCAGGUACUCUUGGCAAGAUGAAAUCGUGCCAGGGACUCGGAGAAGAAUAAAGACAGAUGAUGGGCUGGGGGAGAAGGUGGUGAAGCCGUCGGACAUCUCAGAACCUUCUGCGGAGGAGGAGGUGGGUUAUACUCACUGGAAGGAACAAGCUAGAAGUGGUGAAUUUCAUGCUGAGCCCACAGUCAUCGAGAAGGAGAUUAAGAUACCACCUGAGUUCCACAUGUCCAUUAAGGGAUCCUUCAAGGAGCCCAGACACCAGCUGGUGGAGGUUAUCGGGCAGCUGGAAGAGAGCCUUCCGGAGCGCAUGAAGGAAGAGCUGUCUGCUCUCACCAGAGAGGGUCAGGGCGGGCCCGAGAACGUUUCGGUCGACGUAAAGAAAGUCCACACCUCCGGGGGUAGGUCCGUGACCUUGGUUGCCGAAGUCAACCUCUCGAGAACCGUGGAUGCCGAUCAGUUAGACCUGGAGGAGCUGAGCAAAGACGAAGCCAGUGAAAUCGAGAAAACCGUGGAGUCAGUGGUACGAGACAGUUUGGCCAGGCGGCACAGCCCGGCGCCUGGAAGCCCAGACGGGGAGACCGCAGAGGAGCCCCCGGCUGCCGGCUUUCGCUUCAAGCGCUGGGCCACCCAGGAACUGUACCGCCCCGGCGGUGAGGAGGGCGAUGCCAGCCGGGCCUCUCAGGGCACAGAGCAGGUCGCUUCCCCAGGUCCGGUGUCAGCCACGGUAGAAGUCACCAGCCCAAGGGGCUUUGCCCAGUCACACGUGGUAGAGGACGUAAGCCGGUCUGUCAGGCGUGUUAAAGUAGACCCCACUGGGAUUUGGAGGACUGAGCAAGUCUCACGAGAAGGACCCACUGCACAAGUGGUGGAGAUGGACAUAAGUCACGUGGAGGCGAGCCCCCGCUGGACGCAAGACACCACGGUCUUCUUCCCCGCAGGGACGGAAGCGGCGGCUCGUGGUGCCCCUGACCGUGGUGCCUGGAGAGACGGGGGCAGUGGGAAUGCCUGGGUGGCCAGCGUGAGCUUUCAGGGCUCUUCCGGGGAUGGACACCAGGUCCCUGGGGAACAGGGCAAGGCGCAGGCUGAGUUUGACAGGACGGUGCAGCUACAGAGGAUGGUAGACCAAAGGUCGGUGAUUUCGGAUGAAAAGAAAGUUGCCCUCCUCUAUCUAGACAAUCAGGAGGAGGACAAGGAGGGCCACUGGUUUUGAGAAGCAAAUAUUUUGUUUUCAGUGGUGUCUUAGCCAGUAACAACACAGUAACACACAGAGGCCUUUACUUCUUUGAAGGAGGGAGGCUCAGUCUUUAUGAAGACCUCCCCACUUUUCUUACUUUCUCCACCGAGCGCUCCGGGCGAUGUCACUUUAUCAUCUGUAAAGGUGUCAAAUUAAUUCAUGCCUUCGAAGGCAUUUGAAUUUUACUUUUGAGUUGGAACUUUGACACAAAUAUUUUUUAUCUUUUUAGUCUUAAAAGUUCCUUUUUCUGGAGUUUUCUCUCCACUGCUUGAGACAGUUUCGACCAAUUUUGCUCCUGGUCACGGAAAUGCCUCACAUCUGUUUGAAGUUAUAAUCAACUCUCUAUAGGGAAAAUGCCUAAACGGUAACGGUAUAGUAAGAUGCCUAUAUGAUAACAAGAUUAAAGUAAUAUAUUUAAGAGUAAAUUUUAUUUGCAUGUGCUAAUAUGAAAUAAUCAACUAACAUUUAAAAGGAAAAAUGCGUACAUUUGUCACUUUUCCAAGUCUUCUCAAAAAGAAAUCCUAGGAAAGAAGCAGAUUGCUUCCAUAAAAGAUAAAAGUGGAAAAAAAAAAAAACCUAAAUGGUUCUAAAUUUAGGAAAAAGUUAAGUUCACUUUGAGACUUGAAUGAAUUGCUUUCUAUGUGCAGAACUCCAAAAAAUAUAUAGUAUUUUUGUUUAUGGAGAGGCCAGCUUCAGCCCAUUUGAUAUUCCAAGUCCACACGCUUGCUAUGUUCGUGUAAAUUCUUAGAAGCCCACCCUGGGCUUGUGUGUAGGGAAAGUGACUGUUGGGAAUGGGUUAUUGUAUUUCCUUUCUCACAGCACUGGGUUGUUAAGUAGCAUACAGUCUAAGUAUUCUUGUUUGUUACAACCUAAGUUCUGGAGUAGCCAGCUCCCGCCAGAGUGUUAAGCUUCUCCACACCUUAACCCUUAGCCCUGUCUACACAUUUAAUUUUACUGGCGGGAGGCAGACCCCGAAGACAGUAAAGAGAAUGCUGAUGAUGCUCAAGCUAGAGCCUGGCUUGCCAGAUGAUCCUGUGCCGUGACAUUGGAAGCACAGGGUGGACUGUGCCUCCCAGAGAAGGCCUUGCAACGCACCGCUAAAGGGACCGAAGUCUGGGUGAUGCAAAAUGACAACCAACUUCGAGGACGUUUUUGCAUUUUUUUUUUUUAACGUUUAUUUAUUUUUGAGACAGAGAGAGA